Molecule: messenger RNA, 543 nt
Organism: Striga hermonthica
Lineage: Eukaryota; Viridiplantae; Streptophyta; Magnoliopsida; Lamiales; Orobanchaceae
Source: the annotation of a GenBank genome assembly
AUGGGAGGUGGACAGGAGAAUCCUGAGAGUCGUGAAAAGGGAAUGUUUUCUCACCUUGCGGCCUAUGCAGCUGGAGCCGGGCAUUAUCCUCCCCAUGGAUAUCCUCCCCCACCUGCUGGUUAUCCUCCCCCACCUGCUGGUUAUCCUCCCCCACCAGCUGGAUAUCCUCCCGCUGGUUAUCCUCCGGCAGGAUACUCACCAGCCGGUUAUCCUCCAGCAGGAUACUCACCAGCUGGUUAUCCUCCGGCAGGAUAUCCACCUGCUGGAUACCCUCCCCCGCAAGGAUACCAUCCGGCGGGUUAUCCCAGCUCGUCUCAUCUUCCAGGCCAUUUUCCGACAAUGCUAGCUGGAGGGGCGGCGGCAGCUGCAGCAGCAUAUGGGGCCCACCAUUUGGCGCACGGCGGGUACCACCAUCAUGGCGGGUUUUAUGGCCACCAUGGCAAGUUCAAGCACGGAAAGUUCAAGCAUGGUAAGUUUGGAAAGCGCUGGAAGCACGGUAUGUUCGGGAAGCACAAGUUCAUGAGGUUCAAGAAAUGGAAGUGA